AUGGACAAAGUACAAUUCCAACUGGAAGCUACUCUACCCGAGUUGAAAGACUUGUAUGAGAAAGGGCUAUUCACCAAGAGCGAGAUCAACCAAAUAACCAAAAAACGAACCGCCUUCGAAACGUCUUUAGUCCGACGGGUGACACGUAAAGAGGAUUUCUUCAAAUAUGCAGAGUACGAGAUCAACCUCGAGAGAUUGAGAAAAGUGCGAUAUAAGAAAUUGAACUACCAUCUUAACCCCCCGCCACCUUCUGCUUCCUCUUUCUCACUGCCUCGAAGAGCGCUUUACAUCCUCAAGAGAGCUACAGCGAAAUUCCCUGGUGAUCUGGCAACAUGGUUAGCUUAUGUGGAGUUUGCAAGUAGAGAGGGAAUGAGGAAGGUCGUAGGCAAAGGGUUGAACAGUGCAUUACAACAUCAUCCUACCUCUUCAACCCUCUAUCUCCUACAGACAUACUACCAUCUUCAUCCAGGCUCACCGUUCCCUCGAGAAUCCAUACCAUCCACAUCGAAACUCGACUUGCCAUCCGCUUCAUCAUCCACUACUCAUGCACCGGGAUUCGCCAUAGAAGGGAUAGACCCUGCUCGUACUACUUUACUCCUCGGUUUGAGACUAUUACCUCAAUCAAGGGAUUUAUGGAGGGAAUAUGUGAAACUUGAACUAGGUUGGGUAGAAGCAUUACGUAGGAGAUGGAAAGUGUUAGGUAUCAAAGAUCAAGAUCAAAAUACCCCCUCACAGGAUGAAGACACUGAGAUAGAUCAGGAUGCUCUGAGAGGCGGAGAAGGAGCGUUCGGAUUAGAAGGUGAAGAAGCUAGAAAAUCAAUCUUAGCUGGAGAGUUGGUCAUUCAAGCUUUAUCGUCUGCACUUGAAUCUAUACCUGCUACAUUUGCCUCUACCGAACAAGAGAAAUUGGAUGGUAUGGGAUUUAGAGAAAAUCUUAUUCAGCUAUUUAGGAGCUAUCCUUCACCGUUACGAAUCAAAUGUCUUAAAGUGCUUUACGAGGAUUUACAGAGGAUAUGCGAACAAGAAGACGACACGAGGAUGGCUGCUAAAGCGAGAUUAUUAUUGUUGAUCAAAAGUUUAUAUGACAGGGAAUACAACCCUGAAGACGAAACUGUGAAAGAAGGCGAGUCUGUACUAGAGGGAGUGAAGUUGGUCGAGGAACUAGGAAGAAUCGGUAAAGAAAUCAGGAAAACAAUCAAGGUGAAAGGGCAGCAUAGGGAAUGGAUAGAAGUAGUGGGAUUGUGGUUGAUCGAACAAAUAGGCAAAUUGUAUGAGAACCUUGAAUUGCGAGAAUAUCUCUUCUCAAUCUUAUCCUCUCUCACCAAACCAUCUUUGCAUCCUCCCUCAUCACUACUUAUCGCACAUCUCUCACAACUCUCUUCCUCGCCGGAUUUGGUUAUUGCCCGAUCAUACGCUACUAUAUAUCCUUCGAAUCCUUCCAUUCAACUACACAGACUUACAGCUGAAGUACGACUUUCUACCGAUACGAAGGGACUUUGUAAGACAUGUGAAGAGGUUGUUAGAGCCGUUACGAAGUCUGGUGUAUCCGAAGAAGAAAGAGAAGAUGUCAUAUCAAUAUGGAAAUUAUGGAUAGACAACGAAUUACAGAAUUCUGACGGCCAUAUGGACGAUAGGUGGAAAGUGAUUUUGAGAGAAUCGAUGAAAUUGGGUGUACAUGUACCGGAGUUGCAUGGGGAUGUCCUCGGAUACUUCAUUAUCAACACUCUAAAGUCUGGCGAGAAUGUGAAUGGAAUAUUAAACAAUAUCAAACCGUAUCAACCGACAUUUAAUACAUUCAACCUAGUUUUCACCUCAUUGCAAGCCAACAACGUUCAACCUGAUGAUUUAAAGAAGAUAUACAAUGCUUGGAGGGGAGUCUGCAAGACACCGUAUGAGAAAGCUCAGGCUGCCUUGGCCUACGCUCAAGUACUGUUAGGCAUCAAAGGGAAAGGGAAAGAAGCGUACGAUAUCAUUGAGAUUACCAAAAGGGAAGUCAGGGUGGAUGAAGGUGUGGAAAAGUACUUGGAAGCUGAAUGGAAAGCUUUGCUGGAUGCUGAGGCUGAGUCUGAGGGAGAAAGUGGGGAUGAAGAUGAAGAGAUGAGUGAAGAGUGA
Messenger RNA from Kwoniella botswanensis, 2112 nucleotides. RefSeq lists its product as uncharacterized. Gene Ontology annotation, biological process: maturation of SSU-rRNA from tricistronic rRNA transcript (SSU-rRNA, 5.8S rRNA, LSU-rRNA). Gene Ontology annotation, molecular function: snoRNA binding; protein binding. The transcript has 5 exons. Lineage: Eukaryota; Fungi; Basidiomycota; Tremellomycetes; Tremellales; Cryptococcaceae. The record is from RefSeq and is a predicted model, not a curated record. The coding region runs from base 1 to 2112 and encodes 703 amino acids. Gene Ontology annotation, cellular component: Pwp2p-containing subcomplex of 90S preribosome; small-subunit processome.